AUGACAUCCAUAACGAAUCAUUCUAAUAAACAAGAUCAAAUAGAAGAUUCAAAAUCAAAUUCAAUAAUUCAACUUGAAUUCAGUGAAUCAGUUGCACAAAUACUUGCAGCAACAUCGUAUCGACAAUAUUCUUCUCGGAAAAGAUCUUCAUCGAAAGACACUCAAAGAACAUAUGAUAAAGAAGAGAAUACUAACAAAAAACAACGAAAUAAUAAUGAUUAUCACGUGUUUCAAACACAAAAACGGAAUGAAAUGAUAUCUAAAAGAUUGGUCAGCACUCAGAAUAUUACUGAAAAUAAUUUAGAAUGGUUUCAAGAUUUUAUGCGUCAAUGUUUGGAUACAAUACGUGAUACCGUUACCCAGGCUUGUAUAACAGCUAUCUCUUCUCAAUUCAGAACACCACUAAAUUCAAAUACUCCUACUCAAGAUAUCAAUAUUAAUAAUUAUCGAACUGGUCAUAUUCAAAGUGAACAUUCACUGACAUUACAUAAUAGAUUAGAUGAUGAUGAUGAUUAUAUUGGUAAAAAACAACGAAUUCAUCAUCGAGCAAGAUUAAAUCCUUAUCCUCUGUUUAAAAAUAUAUUUCGAACACAACUUAAUGAUAUUCAAGUACCUUGGUCAUAUGAAUGGUCGCAAUACAAACCGAUUAUAUUUACAGCUGAAGAAGUUCAUAUCAAUCCAAAUGCAGAUCUUGAUUUAUUAAAAUCUCCUUCUUCUAUUUCACUUCAUUUCAAUACUAUUGAUGGUACUAUCGAUCGUCGUAGUGUCUAUCAUCAUUAUCAUAUAAAUAAAUAUAAUGGUCUUCCAUUAAAUCCAAUUGGUCGUACAGGUAUACAAGGACGUGGUAUUCUUCUUAGAUGGGGUCCAAAUAUCUAUCAUUAUAUUAUCAUAUGUCGAUGGAAACGAGAUAUUCAAGGAAGAAUUAUUUUACAUCCAUCAAAUGGAAAAAAAAUCCUUGAAAUUCUCUUAGAAAUACAAACAGAUGGUUAUGAAACAAAUGAUUUUAUUCUAACAGGUGGUUUACAUGUAUUAGGUUAUCGAUUUCCACCCCAAUUACAAGAUCGUUUAAAACGUUUUAUUAUUCAUACAGGUGUGAUCUUCAAUAAUGAAAAAAAGAUUUCAUCAUCACUUAUUGGAUUAAAUCAUUUAUUUGAACAAACUCCAGUAUCAUGGAAAGGUGCUUAUUUUGAUGAUACUCGUAAUACAGAUAAUGCCUGGAUAGAAUUAUCCAUUGAAUAUCUCUUAGAUUAUGAUCAUCAAUUUACAACAUGUAUACCAUGUCUUCACAAUGAACAACUUAGUCAUCUUGAACAACCACGUUUUCUAUGGAAAGAUGUAAAAAAUACAAUUAAUAUUGGACCAAGAACUCAUUAUCGUCUUAUAAGAAAUUUAGCCUAUAAACUUGAUGCAUAUUUCUGA
Molecule: messenger RNA, 1419 nt
Organism: Adineta steineri
Lineage: Eukaryota; Metazoa; Rotifera; Eurotatoria; Adinetida; Adinetidae
Source: the annotation of a GenBank genome assembly